AUGAUGAAUCUUGUUAAGUUCUUGAUCAUCGCUGUGACCAUCUCGGUGGCUUUAUGUCCAACAUUGGUCCAAUCUCGAAAGAUAAAAUGUGACUGGUUGGGUGGGAAUUGCAUCGAUGGUGGAGACAAAGAGACCAUAAAAAUGAGUUCAAGUUUGGAUUUAAGCCGUAGGGUUUUGCAAGCGACACGUUAUAUAAACUACGAUGCACUGAAGCACAACGUACCAGCUAAACAACAUGGUCAACAAGACAGACCGGAUAAUCCAUACCGGCGAGCUUGUACUCUCGCUACAGGAUGUUACCGGCUAACGCAUUAA
Messenger RNA from Raphanus sativus (radish), 315 nucleotides. Its product is annotated as protein RALF-like 18. NCBI's taxonomy places the organism in Eukaryota, Viridiplantae, Streptophyta, Magnoliopsida, Brassicales, Brassicaceae. The transcript has a single exon. The record is from RefSeq and is a predicted model, not a curated record. Bases 1 to 315 code for a protein of 104 amino acids.